AUGAAUAAGUUUGAGGACGUGGAGAUGCUAGAUAUACCUCAAGCGGAGAAGAAGGUGGAAGAGGAGGUGGAGGAGGAAGCCUAUGACCAACUGUCUUCGUCUCUGACGGAGAGUUUAUCAGAACCAUCAUCAGAGCAAAACAUUGACGGCAAUUGCAUCGAGUCUUCGACCGCAUCUCCGCCAGAGCCACUGUUGCUCAACAUGGCAUCGGUGGCGCAGGCCAGUGGUGGUGGUGACUACCCUGAAUUGCUAGACUGGCUAAAUAGCGAUGACGAGUUGCAAUUCCGAUACCAUAAAUCCAGCAAGAAAGAUCUGGGUUUAAAGCCCACGGCGAUGUAUUCAGCAUAUAUCAACUUCAUCAAUUCCAACUUUAAACUCGUGGAACUGUUGUUGUCAAAACUUGAUUACGACGAGCAAGUGGAAGAUCUAAGCCCUCCCACAAUUGGAGUCAUCAGCACCAGUCAGAAAACACUAAACGGACCGAUUUCGAGGUCAAAAAGAAUCGACGCGGCAUUUCAGGACUUGGUAGAGAAUUUGCAAAAGCUUCUUGAACUGACUGCUGAAAAAGGAAAUGCAGCAGAGGAGGAGGAGCAGGAGGAACAAAAGGACAAGCUCAGCGAUGUGCUUUUAAUUCUAAAAUGCAUCGCUUCUACAUAUUUUUGUGCCGACGUGAGGAGAAGACCAGAGAUGGUUGCCGAGUGGGUCAACAGUUUCGAUCCGCAGCCACCGAGGGAGUUGAUCACUGAAAUUAUGAUCAAUCAGCCGCGAAGCUAUACGCACCCUUUAUUCUGGAACGGCCUUGUCCGCAAGAUGGUGCUACGGGGCUUGUUUCAACAAGUGGACGAAGUGUUGGAACAUUCAAAUUACAUAGAGUUGCGAGACAUGUGCAAUCCGCUAUUUUCAGCAAUUCAGGACCUCAAAAGCUUGGUAUCAUCUUACAAGUCGUACUGCUACAAGGGGCAGUUCAUGCAGUGGAAAAUACUAGCAUGCGAGUACCGAGAUUCAUUAUCCCAAUUGAAACGCGAGGUAACUGACUGGGAAGGCCAGGAUGUCAACUAUGGGACCGUGUUUGGGCAAAUCUACGACAUUGCAUGCAUCAUUACCGGGUUGCCCAAGACGAUUGCCACGUGCAGCGACUCGUGGUACGAAAUGUACCUCGCGCUUUCCCUAUACCAAAUCAGAGACAAUGAGCUGGUGAGCCACGCUUUUUUCAAGUCUGCCAUCUCGGAAGUGCCGCCUUCGCCCUUGGUGACAAACGCGGGUGUCGACUUUAAUCUCGAUGAUUUGACGGAGGGGACUUUUAUCAAUGCCAUGGAGGGACGAAUAAUGAAAGUAAUGGAGACCCUUUUUGACCUCAGUCCGGCAACGGCAUCGUACGUGUCACUUUUGAUGGAGUUGAAAGGAUAUUUCAAAGAUUAUCACUUGAACAAUACUACGGGCAAGCUCUUGGCUCCGCAGAAAACUAUAUCGGAAUAUUUCCUCACCCGGCAUGCGCAUGACUGUUUAAACUUGCACGAUCUUGUGCCUGUGGGUAUCGGCCUCUUGGGCAACGGCUUGAUUUACCAAAGACCAGAGAGCACCGAGGUGAAUCGCAACACCGUGGCCGAGUUUAUACCGCACUACGACAUCAAGUCUAAUGACGACUUGGAGUGGGCAUUGACCAUCUGUGCCGAUUUGCAGUUGGUUUCAACUGCACGCGACUUGUACUUUCAAGCUGGGACCCAGGCCUUCGAUGACGGGUUCUUAUACGAGGCAUUGAACAACUUUGUCAACUGCUAUGACCCUUUGCAAGUAUCGGGCAGCACACACUUGGAAGGGUUGCACAAAAUCCAUUUCAUUGUCUGGGACAUCAUCUUUACCGAUUGUCUCGUCAACAACAAGCCCAUCAGAGACGACUUGCUCAACAAUAUCGUUGAGCAGAAACUAGACAUGGAGUUGCAUCCCGUGAUCCAGCAAUGCAUCUCGCCAUAUGCGGUGUUGAAAGAGUUUUACGACUCGUUGAAUGAUUCCACAGUGAAAGCAUCGAGCAAGCUUUCCAAGAUUAUCCAUUUGUUGAAAUUUCAGUACAUGCCCAAGAAAUUCUGCCCGUUGCUCUUGUGCCAGUUUCUACCGUUUUUGGCAACCAACCAAAAACUCCCCUUGCCGGAUCUCAUUGUUGGUGUCGAGUUGAUUGACAACUACGAAUCCGAGGCUACCGAGGAAGAAAAAGAGCAAGGAGAGUAUCUCUACGACUAUUCAACCAAAGUUCAAGAAAUCGACACACAGUCGGAGCACGACUGGAGAAUUGGAGCAGAGCCUAUACCACCUGACGUCAAGAGUAUGCUCGUGUUGUUGAGAAGUAGAAUCACUGCUAAAGUUGGCAAAGUUUUUAUAGAUUGA
Messenger RNA from Lodderomyces beijingensis, 2379 nucleotides. The record is from the annotation of a GenBank genome assembly. NCBI's taxonomy places the organism in Eukaryota, Fungi, Ascomycota, Pichiomycetes, Serinales, Debaryomycetaceae.